Messenger RNA from Diceros bicornis minor, 15009 nucleotides. RefSeq names its product FAT atypical cadherin 1 (gene FAT1). The transcript has 28 exons. Gene Ontology annotation, molecular function: calcium ion binding. NCBI's taxonomy places the organism in Eukaryota, Metazoa, Chordata, Mammalia, Perissodactyla, Rhinocerotidae. The record is from RefSeq and is a predicted model, not a curated record. Gene Ontology annotation, biological process: homophilic cell-cell adhesion. Bases 443 to 14200 code for a protein of 4585 amino acids. Gene Ontology annotation, cellular component: plasma membrane.
UGAUCCGCCGCAGCUCCCGGCCGCAACUCCCAAACUCGGCGGCUCGCUGCCUGGACAUGUCCUGACAAACUUGGCUUCUCUUCGACCCUCUAUCUAGCCAUCGCCCACUCUCAUUUCGCCUCCUUUUGGGGCCCAAGUUUCACCCAGGACGGAAGCCUCUGGAGAUGCGGCCACCUGGGUCCGGGCAGCGCAGGCGGACCGCACUCUUGCUGGGGACAUGCUGAAGAUCCGAGGGAGGCAAAGUUGGUACUUCAGACCCGGCUUUUAACAAAUACGCACAUCGCGAGGGGAUUACGGAGCUGCCGAGGACUUUCAAGCGGAGCACGGAGGACUCAGCUGGACUGGAAACAUGUCUUGCAUGAGGAUUUGUUGGUAGUUUGGUCCACGUUUGUAAUCCAGCAUCCAGAACUGUUCCUGACACAUAGUUCCUGAGAGGUAAGCGAUGGGGAGACAUUCGGCCUUGCUUCUGCUCCUCCUCCUCCAACAUUUUGGAGACAGUGAUGGAAGCCAAAUACUUGAACAGACUCCUCUGCAGUUCACACAUUUCCAGUACAACGUCACUGUGCAUGAAAACUCUGCCGCGAAAACCUAUGUUGGGCAUCCCGUGAAGAUGGGUAUUUACGUUACAAAUCCACUGUGGGAAUUAAGGUACAAAAUUGUCUCAGGAGACAAUGAAAACCUAUUCAAAGCUGAAGAGUACAUUCUUGGAGACUUUUGCUUUCUAAGAAUAAGGACCAAAGGAGGAAACACUGCUAUUCUUAAUAGAGAAGUGAAAGACCAUUACACAUUGAUAGUCAAGGCAGUUGAAAAAAAUACUAAUGCUGAGGCACGAACAGUGGUCAGGGUGCAAGUGCUGGAUACAAAUGACUUGAGACCUUUAUUCUCACCCACCUCGUACAGCGUUUCUUUACCUGAAAACACAGCCAUAAGGACCAGUAUUGCGAGAGUCAGUGCCACGGAUGCAGACAUAGGAACCAAUGGAGAAUUUUACUACAGUUUUAAAGACCGAACAGACAUGUUUGCUAUUCACCCAACCAGUGGGGCAGUAGUUUUAACUGGUAGACUUGAUUACGCAGAGACCAAGCUCUAUGAGAUGGAAAUUCUUGCUGUGGACCGGGGAAUGAAAUUGUAUGGUAGCAGUGGUAUCAGCAGCAUGGCCAAGCUAACAGUUCACGUAGAACAAGCCAACGAAUGUGCUCCUAUGAUAACAGCAGUGACGUUAUCACCGUCAGAACUGGACAAGGACCCAACGUACGCAAUCGUCACAGUGGAUGACUGUGAUCAGGGUGCCAACGGGGACAUAGCUUCUUUAAGUAUUGUGGCAGGUGACCUCCUUCAGCAGUUUAGAACAGUGAGGUCCUCUCCGGGGAGUAAAGAAUAUAAAAUCAAAGCUGUUGGUGGCAUUGAUUGGGACAGUCAUCCUUUUGGCUACAAUCUGACACUCCAGGCUAAAGAUAAAGGAACUCCUCCCCAGUUCUCUUCUGUAAAAGUAGUUCACGUGACUUCUCCGCAGUUCAAAGCUGGGCCAGUCAAGUUUGAAAAGGAAGUUUACAGAGCAGAAAUAAGCGAAUUUGCUCCUUCCAACACACCGGUGGUCAUGGUAAAAGCCACGCCUAGUUAUCCUCAUCUGAGGUAUGUUUUCAAAAGUACACCUGGAAAAGCUAAAUUUGGUUUAAAUCACAACACUGGUCUCAUUUCCAUUUUAGAACCAAUUAAGAGACAGCAGGCAGCCCAUUUUGAACUUGAAGUAACAACAAGUGACAGAAAGGCCUCUACCAGAGUCUUGGUUAAAGUUGUAAGUGCUAAUAGCAAUCCCCCUGAGUUUACGCAGACGGCGUACAAAGCAUCAUUUGAUGAGAAUGUGCCCAUCGGUACCACUGUCAUGAGCGUGAGUGCUGUGGACCCCGAUGAGGGUGAGAACGGGUAUGUGACCUACAGUAUUGCAAAUUUAAACCAUGUACCAUUUGUGAUCAACCAUUUCACUGGUGCUGUGAGUACUUCUGAAAACUUGGACUAUGAGCUGAUGCCCCGGGUUUAUACUCUGAGGAUUCGAGCAUCAGACUGGGGCUUGCCGUACCGCCGGGAAGUUGAAGUCCUUGCCACAGUUACUCUCAAUAACUUGAAUGACAACACGCCCUUGUUCGAGAAAAUCAAUUGUGAAGGAACAAUUCCCAGAGAUCUCGGGGUGGGAGAGCAAAUAACUACUGUUUCUGCUAUCGAUGCUGAUGAACUUCAGUUGGUCCGAUAUCAGAUUGAGGCUGGAAAUGAACUAGAUUUGUUUAGUUUAAACCCCGACUCCGGGGUAUUGUCAUUAAAGCAGCCGCUAAUGGAUGGCUUAGGUGCAAAGGUGUCAUUUCACAGUCUGAGAAUUACAGCCACAGAUGGAGAAAAUUUUGCCACACCAUUAUACAUCAACAUAACUGUGGCUGCCAGUCGCAAGCCAGUAAACUUGCAGUGCGAAGAGACUGGCGUUGCCAAAAUGCUGGCAGAGAAACUCCUGCAGGCAAAUAAAUUACACAGUCAGGGAGAGGUUGAGGAUAUUUUCUUUGGUUCUCAUUCUGUCAAUGCUUAUGCCCCACAGUUUGGAAGUACUCUUCCCACUGGGAUUGAGGUAAAGGAAAACCACCCUGUGGGUUCCAACGUAAUUCUCAUGAAUGCUACUGACCUUGACACUGGCUUCAAUGGAAAACUGGUCUAUGCUAUUUCUGGAGGAAAUGAGGAUAGUUGCUUCAUUAUUGACAUGGAAACUGGAAUGCUAAAAAUCUUAUCUCCACUUGACCGUGAAACAAUGGACAAAUAUACCCUGAAUAUUACAGUGUCUGACCUUGGUAUACCCCAGAAGUCCACUUGGCAUCUUCUGGAUAUCAGAGUUCUGGAUGCCAAUGAUAAUCCACCUGAGUUUUUACAGGAGAACUAUUUUGUUGAAGUGAGUGAAGACAAAGAGAUAAAUAGUGAAAUCAUCCAGGUCGAAGCCACAGAUAAAGAUCUAGGCACAAACGGACGUGUGACAUACUCUAUUCUUACAGACACAGAUAAAUUUUCAAUUGACAGCACGACGGGUGUUGUUAAAAUCGUGAAUCCUCUAGACCGGGAAGUACAGCAUGUGUAUUACUUAAAGAUUGAAGCCAGGGAUCAAGCCAAAGAAGAACCUCAGUUGCUUUCCACUGUACUUUUGAAAGUAUCAUUAGAGGAUGUUAAUGACAACCCACCUAAGUUCAUUCCACCUAAUUACCGUGUGAAAGUUCGAGAGGACCUUCCAGAAGGAACCAUAAUCAUGUGGUUAGAGGCCUAUGAUCCUGAUUUAGGUCAGUCUAGUCAAGUGAGAUAUAGUCUUCUGGACCACGGGGAAGGAAACUUUGAUGUGGAUAAACUCAGUGGAGCAGUCAGAAUUGUACAGCAGUUGGACUUUGAGAAGAAGCAAGUAUAUAAUCUCACUGUGAGGGCCAAAGACAAGGGGAAGCCAAUUUCUCUGUCUUCUACCUGCUAUAUUGAAGUCGAGGUCAUUGAUGUGAAUGAGAACUUACACCCACCAGUGUUUUCCAGCUUUGUGGAAAAGGGAGUAGUGAAAGAAGAUGUCCCCAUUGGUUCAUCGGUAAUGACAGUGUCAGCUCAUGAUGAGGACGCAGGAAGAGACGGGGAGAUCCGCUAUUCCGUUAGAGAUGGUUCUGGUGUUGGUGUUUUCAAAAUAGAUGAAGAAACAGGUGUCAUCGAGACUUCCGAUCGCCUAGACCGGGAGUCGACCUCCCAUUACUGGCUAACAGUCUAUGCAACCGAUCAGGGCGUUGUACCUCUUUCGUCAUUUAUCGAGAUCUACAUCGAGGUUGAAGAUGUCAACGACAACGCGCCCCAGACCUCAGAGCCUGUUUAUUAUCCAGAGAUAAUGGAAAAUUCUCCCAAGGAUGUAUCUGUGGUCCAAAUUGAGGCAUUUGACCCAGAUUCUAGCUCUAAUGACAAGCUGACGUACAAAAUUACAAGUGGAAAUCCACAAGGGUUCUUUUCAAUACAUCCCAAAACGGGUCUCAUCACAACUACAUCCAGAAAACUGGACAGAGAACAGCAAGAUGAACACAUAUUAGAAGUUACUGUGACAGACAAUGGUAGUCCCCCCAAAUCAACCAUUGCAAGAGUCAUUGUGAAAAUCCUUGAUGAAAAUGACAACAAACCUCAGUUCCUGCAAAAGUUCUACAAAAUCAGGCUCCCAGAGCGGGAAAAACCAGAACGAGAAAGAAACACCAAGCGUGAGCCACUAUAUCGUGUUAUAGCAACAGACAAAGAUGAAGGUCCCAAUGCGGAAAUCUCCUAUAGCAUCGAAGAUGGAAAUGAGCACGGCAAAUUUUUUAUUGAGCCCAAAACUGGAGUGGUUUCGUCCAAGAAGUUUUCUGGAGCUGGAGAAUAUGAUAUUCUUUCAAUUAAGGCAGUUGAUAACGGUCGCCCCCAAAAGUCGUCAACCACUCGACUCCAUAUCGAAUGGAUCUCCAAACCCAAACCAUCCCCGGAGCCAAUUUCAUUUGAAGAAUCGUUUUUCACCUUUACUGUAAUGGAGAGCGAUCCAGUUGCUCACAUGAUUGGAGUAAUAUCUGUGGAGCCUCUUGGCAUGCCUCUCUGGUUUGACAUCAUUGGUGGCAACUAUGAGAGUCACUUUGAUGUGGACAAGGGGACUGGAACCAUCAUUGUUGCCAAACCUCUUGAUGCAGAACAAAAAUCAAACUACAACCUCACAGUUGAGGCUACAGAUGGAACCACCACUAUACUCACUCAGGUAUUCAUCAAAGUAAUAGAUACAAAUGACCAUCGUCCUCAAUUUUCUACAUCAAAAUAUGAAGUUGUUAUUCCUGAAGACACAGUGCCAGAAACAGAAAUUUUACAAAUCAGUGCUGUGGAUAAGGAUGAGAAAAACAAGCUGAUCUACACUCUGCAGAGUAGUAUCGAUCCCUUGAGUCUCAAGAAAUUUCGUCUUGAUCCUGCAACCGGCUCUCUGUAUACUUCUGAAAAACUUGACCAUGAAGCUGUUCACCAGCAUGUCCUUACAGUCAUGGUACGAGAUCAGGAUGUCCCUGUAAAGCGCAACUUUGCAAGGAUUGUCGUCAAUGUCAGUGACACAAAUGAUCAUGCCCCCUGGUUCACGAGUUCAUCCUACGAAGGGCGGGUUUAUGAAUCAGCAGCCGUCGGCUCAGUUGUGUUGCAGGUUACGGCUCUUGACAAGGACAAAGGGAAGAAUGCUGAAGUAUUGUAUUCCAUCGAAUCAGGAAAUAUUGGAAAUUCUUUUACAAUUGAUCCCAUCUUGGGCUCUAUAAAAACUGCCAAAGAAUUAGAUCGAAGUAACCAAGUGGAAUAUGAUUUAAUGGUAAAAGCUACAGAUAAAGGCAAUCCACCAAUGAGUGAAAUAACUUCUGUGCAUAUCUUUGUCACAAUUGCUGACAAUGCCUCUCCAAAGUUUACAUCAAAAGAAUAUUCUGUUGAAAUUAGCGAAACUAUCAGCAUUGGGAGUUUUGUCGGAAUGGUUACAGCCCAUAGUCAGUCAUCAGUGGUCUAUGAAAUAAAAGAUGGAAAUAUAGCUGAUGCUUUUGAUAUUAAUCCACAUUCUGGAAGUAUCAUCACUCAGAAAGCCCUGGAUUUUGAAACUUUGCCCAUUUAUACAUUGAUAAUACAAGGAACUAACAUGGCUGGUUUGUCUACUAAUACAACUGUUCUAGUGCAUCUACAGGACGAAAAUGACAACUUGCCAGUUUUUAUGCAGGCUGAAUAUACAGGACUCAUUAGCGAAUCAGCUUCAAUUAACAGUGUGGUCCUAACAGACAGGAAUGUCCCAUUAGUGAUUCGAGCAACUGAUGCUGAUAAAGAAUCAAAUGCUUUGCUUGUUUAUCACAUUGUUGAACCAUCUAUACACAAAUAUUUUGCUAUUGAUUCUAGUACUGGUGCUAUUCAUACAGUACUAAGUUUAGACUAUGAAGAAACCAGUACUUUUCACUUUACUGUCCAAGUGCAUGACAUGGGAACACCACGUUUAUUUGCUGAAUAUGCAGCUAAUGUGACUAUACAUGUAAUUGACAUUAAUGACUGCCCUCCUGUGUUCUCCAAAUCGUUAUAUGAAGCCUCUCUUUUGUUACCAACGUACAAAGGAGUAAAAGUCAUCACAGUGAAUGCUACAGAUGCUGAUUCAAGUGCGUUCUCACAGUUAAUGUACUCCAUCACGGAAGGCAACAUCGGGGAGAAGUUUUCCAUGGACUCCAGGACUGGUACCAUAACUGUGCAGAACACAACUCAGUUAAGGAGCCGCUAUGAGCUAACCAUUAGAGCUUCUGAUGGCAGAUUUGCAAGCUUAACCUCUGUGAAAAUUAAUGUGAAAGAAAGCAAAGAAAGUCAACUAAAGUUUACCCGAGAUUUCUACUCUGCAGUCGUGAAAGAGAAUUCCACGGAAGCCAGAACAUUAGCUGUCAUUACUGCUAUUGGAAAUCCAAUCAACGAGCCUUUGUUUUAUCAGAUCCUCAACCCAGAUCGCAGAUUUAAGAUAAGCCGCACCUCAGGAGUUCUGUCCACCACUGGGAUACCAUUUGAUCGGGAACAGCAGGAGGCAUUUGACGUGGUGGUGGAAGUGACACAAGAACAGAAGCCUUCAGCGGUGGCCCACGUUGUUGUGAAGGUCAUCAUAGAAGACCAGAAUGAUAAUGCACCGGUGUUCGUCAACCUUCCCUACUACGCUGUUGUUAAAGUGGAUACUGGGGUAGGCCACAUUAUUCGCUAUGUGACUGCCGUGGACAGAGAUAGUGGCAGAAACGGGGAAGUGCAUUAUUAUCUUAAGGAACAUCACGAACACUUUCAAAUUGGAUCCUCAGGUGAGAUUUCACUGAAAAAACAAUUUGAACCUGACACCUUGAAUAAAGAGUAUCUCGUCACAGUGGUUGCAAAAGAUGGAGGAAACCCAGCUUUUUCGGCUGAAGUGAUAGUUCCAAUCACUGUGAUGAAUAAAGCCAUGCCUGUGUUUGAAAAACCUUUUUACAGUGCAGAGAUUCCAGAGAAUAUCCAGAUGCACAGUCCAGUUGUCCACGUACAAGCCAACAGCCCAGAAGGAUUGAAAGUGUUCUACAGCAUCACAGAUGGAGAUCCUUUUAGCCAGUUUACUAUUAACUUCAACACUGGAGUUAUAAAUGUCAUAGCUCCUCUGGAUUUUGAGUCCCACCCAGCGUAUAAACUGAGCAUACGAGCAACUGACUCCUUGACUGGUGCUCAUGCUGAAGUAUUUGUCGACAUAAUAGUGGAAGACAUCAAUGAUAACCCUCCUGUGUUUGUUCACCAGUCUUAUGCUGCAACCCUUUCUGAGGCAUCUGUCAUUGGAAUGUCUGUCGUUCAAGUUAGAGCCACAGAUCCUGAUUCAGAACCAAAUAGAGGAGUUUCCUACCAUAUGUUUGGGAAUCACAGCAAGAGUCAUGAUCAUUUUCACAUAGAUAGCAGCACUGGUCUCAUAUCACUAGUCAGAACUUUGGACUAUGAACAGUUCCAGCAGCACAAGAUUUUUGUAAGGGCUGUUGAUGGUGGCAUGCCCCCGCUGAGCAGUGAGGUGAUUGUCACAGUGGAUGUCACUGACCUCAAUGAUAAUCCCCCACUAUUUGACCAACAGAUUUAUGAAGCCAAAAUUAGCGAGCAUGCCACUCAUGGGCAUUUUGUGACCUGUGUAAAAGCCUAUGAUGCAGACAGUUCAGACAUAGACAAAUUGGAAUAUUCCAUUCUGUCUGGCAACGAUCAUAAGAAUUUUGUCAUCGACAGUGAAACGGGGAUUAUCACGCUCUCAAACCUGCGCCGGCACACCUUGAAGUCAUUUUAUAUUCUUAACAUUUCUGUUUCUGAUGGGGUUUUUAGAAGUUCAGCUCAGGUUCAUGUAACUGUAAUUGGAGGCAAUUUGCACAGUCCUGUUUUUCUUCAGAACGAAUAUGAAGUGGAGCUAGCUGAAAACGCUCCCAUGCACACCCUGGUGACUGAGGUUAAAGCAACUGAUGGGGAUUCUGGUAUUUACGGGGACAUCACUUACCAUGUUGUAAAUGAUUUUGCCAAAGACAGAUUUUACACAAAUGAGAGAGGACAGAUAUUUACUUUGGAAAAACUUGAUCGAGAAACCCCAGCGGAGAAAGUUAUCGCAGUUCGUUUAAUGGCUAAGGAUGCUGGAGGAAAAGUUGCUUUCUGCACCAUUAAUGUCAUCCUUACAGAUGACAAUGAUAAUGCACCACAAUUUCGAGCAACCAAAUAUGAAGUGAACAUUGGAUCCAGUGCCCCCAAAGGGACAUCAGUCAUUAAAGUUCUUGCAAGUGAUGCUGAUGAGGGAUCCAAUGCUGAUGUCACCUAUGCCAUUGAAGCAGAUUCUGAAAGUGUUAAAGAGAAUUUGGAAAUUAACAAACUGUCUGGUGUAAUUACUACAAAGGAGAGUUUAAUUGGCUUAGAAAAUGAAUUCUUCACUUUCUUUGUUAGAGCUGUGGAUAAUGGGUCUCCACCCAAAGAAUCUGUGGUUCCUGUCUAUGUUAAAAUACUUCCACCAGAAAUGCAGCUUCCAAAAUUUUCAGAACCAUUUUAUACCUACACAGUUUCAGAAGACAUGCCUAUUGGAACAGAAAUAGAUCUCAUCCGAGCAGAACAUAGUGGGACUGUUGUUUAUAGCCUGGUCAAAGGGAAUACUCCCGAAAGUAAUAGGGAUGAGUUCUUUGUGAUCGACAGACAGAGUGGAAGACUGAAACUGGAGAAGAGUCUUGAUCAUGAGACAACUAAGUGGUAUCAGUUUUCCAUACUUGCCAGGUGCACUCAUGAUGACUAUGAGGUGGUGGCUUUUGUAGAUGUCAGUAUCCAAGUGAAAGAUGCAAAUGAUAACAGCCCCGUCUUGGAGUCUAAUCCGUAUGAGGCCUUUAUUGUUGAAAACCUGCCAGGGGGAAGUAGAGUCAUCCAGAUCAGGGCAUCUGAUCUAGAUUCAGGAACCAAUGGCCAAGUUAUGUAUAGUCUAGAUCAGUCACAAAGUGUAGAAGUCAUUGAAUCUUUUGCCAUUAACAUGGAAACAGGCUGGAUUACAACCCUAAAGGAACUUGACCAUGAAAGGAGAGAGAAUUACCAGAUUAAAGUGGUUGCAUCAGAUUUUGGUGAAAAGGUUCAGCUGUCCUCCACAGCCAUUGUGGAUGUUACUGUCACCGAUGUCAACGAUAGUCCCCCACGAUUCACGGCAGAGAUUUAUAAAGGGACUGUGAGUGAAGAUGACCCACCAGGUGGUGUAGUAGCCAUCUUAAGUACCACGGAUGCGGAUUCUGAAGAGAUUAACAGACAAGUUACAUAUUAUAUAACAGGAGGGGAUCCUUUGGGGCAGUUCGCUGUUGAAAAUAUACAGAAUGAGUGGAAAGUAUAUGUGAAGAAACCUCUAGACAGGGAAAAGAGGGACAAUUAUCUUCUGACUAUCACAGCCACUGAUGGGACCUUCUCAUCAAAAGCUAUAGUUGAAGUGAAAGUUCUUGAUGCAAAUGACAACAGUCCAGUUUGUGAAAAGACUUUAUAUUCAGACACGAUUCCAGAAGAUGCCUUUCCUGGGAAAUUGAUCAUGCAGGUCUCUGCUACAGAUGCAGAUAUCCGUUCCAACGCUGAAAUUACUUACACAUUGUUUGGUCCAGGUGCAGAAAAAUUCAAACUGAAUCCAGAUACAGGUGAACUGAAAACAUUAGUUCCUCUUGAUCGCGAGGAGCAAGCUGUUUAUAAUCUGCUCGUCAAGGCCACAGAUGGAGGGGGCAGAUUCUGUCAAGCGAAUAUUGUGCUCACGUUAGAAGAUGUGAAUGAUAACACCCCUGAGUUCUCUGCUGAUCCUUACACCAUUACGGUGUUUGAAAACACAGAGCCUGGGACGCUGUUGACAAGGGUGCAGGCCACCGAUGCUGAUGCAGGAUUAAAUCGGAAGAUAACCUACUCUCUGAUUAACUCUGCUGAUGGGCAGUUCUCCAUUAAUGAAUUAUCUGGAAUCAUUCAGCUAGAAAAGCCUUUGGAUAGAGAACUACAGGCGGUCUAUACCCUUACUUUGAAAGCUGUAGAUCAAGGUUUGCCAAGGAGGUUGACAGCUGUAGGCACUGUUGUUGUAUCAGUUUUGGAUAUAAAUGACAACCCACCCGUGUUUGAAUACCGUGAGUACGGUGCCACAGUGUCUGAGGACAUUCUCAUUGGAACAGAAGUUCUUCAAGUGUAUGCGGCAAGUCGGGAUAUUGAAGCAAAUGCAGAAAUCACCUACUCAAUAAUAAGUGGAAAUGAACAUGGAAAGUUCAGCAUAGAUUCUAAAACAGGGGCCAUAUUUAUCAUUGAGAAUCUGGAUUAUGAAAGCUCUCAUGAGUAUUACCUGACUAUCGAAGCCACUGAUGGAGGCACGCCUUCGUUAAGUGAUGUUGCCACCGUGAAUGUUAACGUCACGGAUAUCAAUGAUAACACCCCAGUGUUCAGCCAGGACACCUACACAGCCGUGAUCAGUGAAGAUGCUAUUCUUGAGCAGUCUGUCAUUACGGUUAUGGCUGAUGAUGCUGAUGGACCUUCAAACAGCCACAUCCACUAUUCAAUUAUAGAUGGCAAUCAAGGAAGUCCAUUUACCAUUGACCCUGCCAGGGGAGAAGUGAAGGUCACCAAACUUCUAGACCGGGAAACAAUUUCAGGUUACACACUCACGGUUCAGGCAUCUGAUAACGGCAGUCCACCCAGAGUCAACACGACAACCGUGAACAUCGACGUGUCUGAUGUCAAUGACAACGCUCCAAUCUUCUCCCAGGGAAACUACAGUGUGAUUGUCCAGGAAAAUAAGCCUGUGGGUUUCAGCGUACUCCAGCUGGUAGUAACAGACAAGGAUUCUUCUCAUAAUGGUCCACCCUUCUUCUUUACGAUUGUGAGUGGAAAUGAGGAUGGCGCAUUUGAAGUUAACCAGCAAGGAGUCCUCUUGACUUCAGCUGCCAUAAGCAGGAACGUGAAAGAUCAUUAUUUAUUGCAUGUUAAGGUGGCAGAUAAUGGGAAGCCUCAGUUGUCCUCUUUGACAUAUAUUGACAUUAGGGUGAUUGAAGAGAGCAUCUAUCCUCCUGCGAUUUUGCCACUGGAGAUUUUCAUUACUGCUUUCGGAGAGGAAUACUCUGGAGGUGUCAUUGGGAAGAUUCAUGCAACAGACCAAGACGUGUAUGACACUUUAACCUACAGUCUUGAUCCCCAAAUGGACAACCUCUUCUCUGUUUCCAGCACAGGGGGUAAGCUGAUAGCACACAAAAAGCUAGAUGUAGGGCAGUACCUUCUCAAUGUCAGUGUAACAGAUGGGAGAUUUACAACAGCAGCCGACAUCACGGUGCAUAUCAGACAAGUAACACAAGAGAUGUUGAACCACACUGUCGCUCUCCGCUUUGCCAACCUCACUCCGGAAGAAUUUGUUGGUGACUACUGGCGCAACUUCCAGCGAGCUUUACGGAACAUCUUGGGCGUGAGGAAGACCGAUAUUCAGAUUGUUAGUUUGCAGCCCUCUGAACCUCACCCACAUCUGGAUGUCUUACUUUUUGUAGAGAAAUCGGGUAGCGCCCAGGUUUCCACAAAACAACUUCUGCACAAGAUUAACUCUUCCGUGACUGAUAUUGAGGAAAUCAUUGGUGUUAGGAUAUUGGCCGUAUUCCGGAAGCUCUGUGCAGGGCUGGAUUGCCCGUGGAAGUUCUGUGAUGAAAAGGUGUCUGUGGAUGAAAAUGUCAUGUCAACACAUAGCACAGCCAGACUGAGCUUUGUGACUCCCCGUCACCGUAGAACAGCCGUGUGUCUCUGCAAAGAGGGAAAAUGCCCACCUGUCCAUCAUGGAUGUGAAGACACUCCGUGCCCUGAGGGGUCUGAAUGUGUCACUGAUCCCAGAGAAAAGUACGCCUGUGUGUGCCCAGGGGGCAAGUUUGGCCAGUGCCCAGGGAGUUUAUCUGUGACAUUUACUGGAAACAGCUUUGUGAAGUAUCGUCUCAUGGAAAAUGAAAACAAAUUAGAGAUGAAACUGAGCAUGAGGCUCAGAACAUACUCUGCUCACGCAGUUGUAAUGUAUGCUCGAGGAACUGACUAUAGCAUCUUGGAGAUUCAUAAUGGAAGACUCCAGUACAAAUUUGACUGUGGAAGUGGCCCUGGAAUUGUGUCUGUUCAAAGCAUUCAGGUCAAUGAUGGGCUCUGGCAUGCAGUGUCUCUUGAAGUGAAUGGAAACUACGCUAGAUUGGUUCUAGACCAGGUCCACACUGCAUCAGGCACAGCCCCAGGGACUCUGAAAACCCUAAACCUGGAUAACCAUGUGUUUUUUGGUGGCCAUGUUCGUCAGCAAGGCACAAGGCAUGGAAGAAGCCCCCAAGUCGGUAAUGGCUUCAGGGGUUGUAUGGACUCCAUUUAUUUGAAUGGGCAGGAGCUCCCUUUAAAUAACAAACCAAGAAGCUAUGCACACAUUGAAGAAUCGGUGGAUGUGUCCCCUGGGUGCCUCUUAACAGCUACAGAAGACUGCUCAAGUAACCCUUGCCAGAAUGGAGGCGUUUGCAAUUCAUCGCCCACUGGAGGUUUUUACUGCAAAUGCAGUGCCUUAUACAUAGGGACAUAUUGUGAGGUGAGCGUCAAUCCAUGUUCCUCCAACCCGUGCCUUUACGGUGGCACGUGCAUUGUGGACAACGGAGACUUUCUUUGCCAAUGUAGAGGAUUAUAUACCGGUCAGAGGUGCCAGCUGAGUCCAUACUGCAAAGAUGAACCCUGUAAAAAUGGUGGGACGUGUUUUGACAGCUUGGAUGGUGCUGUCUGCCAGUGCGAUUCUGGUUUUAGGGGAGAAAGGUGUCAGAGUGACAUUGAUGAAUGUGCCGGAAACCCCUGCCGGAAUGGGGCGCUUUGUGAGAAUACACAUGGCUCCUACCACUGUAACUGCAGCCUCGAGUACAGAGGAAAACACUGUGAGGACGCCACGCGCAAUCAAUACGUGUCGACUCCCUGGAACAUCGGGUUGGCUGAAGGCAUAGGAAUCGUUGUUUUCAUCACGGGGAUAUUUUUACUGGUAGUGGUGUUUGUCCUCUGCCGCAAGAUGUUGAGUCGAAAGAAGAAACACCAGGCCGAACCUGAAGACAAACACUUGGGACCAACCACCCCUUUUUUGCAAAGACCGUAUUUUGAUUCAAAGCUAAAUAAGAACAUUUACUCAGACAUACCGCCCCAGGUGCCUGUCCGUCCUAUUUCCUACACUCCCAGCAUUCCGAGCGACUCUCGAAACAAUCUUGACCGAAAUUCCUUUGAAGGAUCCGCCAUCCCAGAGCAUCCCGAAUUCAGUACUUUUAACCCCGAGUCCGUGCAUGGACACCGGAAGGCAGUGGCCGUCUGCAGCGUGGCCCCAAACUUGCCUCCCCCGCCUCCCUCCAACUCGCCUUCCGACAGUGACUCGAUACAGAAGCCUAACUGGGACUUUGACUAUGAUACUAAAGUAGUGGAUCUUGAUCCCUGUCUCUCCAAGAAACCUCUCGAGGAGAAGCCUUCUCAUCCAUACAGUGCCCGGGAAAGCCUGUCGGAAGUGCAGUCCCUCAGCUCCUUUCAGUCUGAAUCAUGUGAUGACAAUGGGUACCACUGGGAUACAUCGGAUUGGAUGCCAAGUGUUCCUCUUCCGGAUAUACAGGAAUUCCCCAAUUACGAGGUUAUUGACGAGCAGACACCUCUGUACUCAGCAGAUCCCAGUGCCAUCGACACAGACUAUUACCCUGGAGGCUACGACAUUGAAAGCGAUUUUCCACCACCACCAGAAGACUUCCCCGCGCCUGACGAACUACCACCGUUACCUCCAGAAUUCAGUGAUCAGUUCGAAUCCAUCCAUCCUCCGAGAGACAUGCCCGCUGCAGGUAGUUUAGGUUCUUCCUCGAGAAACCGGCAGAGGUUCAACUUGCAUCAGUAUCUGCCCAACUUCUAUCCCGUCGACAUGUCUGAACCUCACAAAACAGGCACUGGUGAGACUGGUCCCUGUAGAGAACCCUACACCGCUUACCCUCCAGGGUAUCAAAGAAACUUUGAGGCCCCCACUGUAGAAAACAUGCCCAUGUCUGUGUAUGCCCCCACAGCUUCCUGCUCUGAUGUGUCAGCCUGCUGUGAAGUGGAGUCUGAGGUCAUGAUGAGUGACUACGAGAGUGGAGACGAUGGCCACUUCGAAGAGGUGACAGUUCCUCCACUAGAUUCACAACAGCACACACAAGUCUGACACUCAGACUCCCCCCAAAGUGCCUGGACUUGAAUGAACCUAGAGAUGAUAUAAAUGACCUUCUGCAUUGUUCUCUGCAGCAGUGCUUAUGCGCUUCUUUUCGGUGAGCUGACCUGGGCAUGGCUGCACUGAAUCACGCGCCUUCUGACAUGUUAGCCAUUUCCAAUGUCCUAACCUACUGUAAUUGGAUGCCACUUACAUUGGCUGUGCCAUUUCUGAACAUCUUUUUGUAUUUACAUUUGUGUUAAAAUAAUGCAAUGAAGAUCAGUCCUACCAUCUUGUUAGCGUGAUCCAUAUAUUUAUAUAGAUUUGAUUAUUUUAAUUUUCCUGUGUUUUUCCCUUUUUUUUUGUAAAUUUUAUGUACAGAUUUGAUUUUUCAUAGUUUUAACUAGAUUCUCAAAAUCUUUCAUGCAUUUGUUUUUGACCGAGUUUUGGUGGUGUCGGUAUCAUUAGCUAGCACCCUGAUUUUUUUAAUAUAACCAAAGUUUCACUCUCUGUUCUGUUCCACCGAAGUAUGACAUUUCAUUAAUACAUUUCCUUAUAGUCAUUCAUUUUAGCUGUACAUAGGAUGAGGAACGAUCUGAUACACGAACAUGUCUUAAAUGGGUUGCUGUAUUUUAGAAUUAUAAACAUUUUUCAUUAUUGGAAAGUGUAAUGCAUACCUGUUUAGAACCAAAACCGCCAUGACACAGUUUUUAUAGUGUCUGUAUAUUUGUGAUGCAAUGGUCUUGUAAAGGUUUUUACUGAAAAUUACCAUUAGCCAGUCUUUCUUACUGACAAUAAAUUAUUAAUAAAAUACUUUAGCUUUA